AUGUCGGAUUCUAAUAACAGUGAACCCAGUACCUCAACACAAACACCCUCACAACCUCCCGGACGGCCUCCCCAGGCAGAGGUCCUGCGAACCCGAGAACUCUGUGACUUCAUCAUCCAACACCUUCAGACUUUCAAACUUGGUCACAAACGCGUCCAAUUACCAGCCAAGAAGCGUCGAAAAAAGGAUGCCCCGCCGCCAUCGCCGCAGUACACUUGGGUAGCCACGAAUGAACAGGACGAGGCCAACUUCCGGGCCAAAAACCUGAUGUGGGCCGGCUUCGUGACCCGCGCGAUGCACGAAGCGGCGAUGGAUUGUCUGUGGGGUGACCUUCCCGGUUUCUGCCCUCUCCUGUUUACGAUUCCCAUUGCCUCGCUAGUCGAGGGAGGCAGUGGAAGAAGAAAUGGUGAGGACGAGGAUCAUGAGGGGACACGUUCAUGGAUUUUCACAGAUAUGUUGGCUGAAGAUAAUAUCGGUAACUUUCUAGCUUACGCUUCACGAGUCCGAUCUGUCACAUUAGACGCCGAAAAGUGGACGAUAUCGCCUCAGGUGUACAUGGAGUUCAGCCGCUUCAUAGGACAGAACCAAUCCCAGAUCUUUCCCAAACUGCGAACCCUCAAGAUCACCGACUUUACCGAAAGCGCCAACUCGAUUAUCCACCUGCUUCUCUUUGACUCGGUUACGAAUCUCCAGAUAACGGCACCCCUGAAGCUGCGAAACCCCUUCGUCUCCCCCAUGUUCUCGAAACUCAGCGCGAGCAGUGCCCUGCAGAUUGUCCAGGUCGAACAAAAGAGCCCAUAUGCUGAUUUUGAAGUACCUUGGGCGAUGUUCCGACUCAAAGGCUUGGAGACGCUCACCAUAAAGGCCUCGGAUCGUCACAUCACCGCCGAAUCCCUUGCCCCUCUAUCUGCGAAUCUGCCGGCCCUGGCAAAGCUACGCCUCUCCGACAAGCCGAUCCCGGGUCGGUGGGACAGAAGCACAGACGACGAACAUGACGUCCAGAACCCAACGCCUCUCUUGGACUUCCAGCAUCUCCAACACCUCAGCUUAUGGCCUUCUCUCGCCACGCACGCCAAAUCACUUGCCCAGCUCCGAAUCUCCACUACCACAUCCGGGGAGCGUUACACGGGCGCGAGACCAGAGUGGAAGCACCUCGUCGAUUUCGGCCGGAUCGCGAGUUUGGAGGUGCUCUCGAUCAAGGCGCCCUCGUGGAAGUCGUGCGGCACUGAGGCGGAGAACAGCCAAGUCUUCAAGCGGUUCAUGCAGAACUUGUCUUCUAGCACCAGCUUGCACACCCUGGAGCUCCCAUUCGAGUUCCAUGCAGAGUACGAUUGGCGCAGCAGGCACUCAACGCCGGCUUACCCGGACGCGUACACCAUCCUGCGGCACCUAUCCCAGUUCUCGCCCCCGAGCCUGCGCAGUGUGUCGAUUAUGCUUAGUGUGCCGCUUGAAUAUGUUGCUGAGAAGGUGUAUCCGGGUUGUUUGAAUGGCGUCAAGCUCAAGAAGGCGCCGAUACGCACGCUUACGGUGAUGGAAGCGCCGAAUUGGAGUUAUAAGAGCCCGUUGCAUUUGCGCUCUGUUGCCCGCUUUUUGGGCGCUUCGUUUCCGGUGCUUAGGACGUUGCGGGCGACGGUGCCGCCUAAUUCCAAGGCUAAUGAUGUCAGAGAGAGGUGGAUGUUGAUUAACUUGUUGAGGCGGGAUUAUAAGAAACUGGGUUCUUCUGUUAAGGAUUAG
Messenger RNA from Coprinopsis cinerea okayama7#130, 1734 nucleotides. RefSeq lists its product as hypothetical. The transcript has 3 exons. Lineage: Eukaryota; Fungi; Basidiomycota; Agaricomycetes; Agaricales; Psathyrellaceae. The record is from RefSeq and is a predicted model, not a curated record. The coding region runs from base 1 to 1734 and encodes 577 amino acids.